GCCGAGGUGGGGGGGCGCCUCCCUCCUCCUCCUCGGCCCCGGGGUCUGGAGCAAACGAGACCCCUUGCCCCAUCCUCACGGCCGUGACCCCCGAGGUCAGUGUGGCCGUGAGCUUCCGACCAUCUGGCUCCUUAGGAGAUGGGGCGGGUCUGGGGCCAGGGACUAUAAAGGAUGGGUAGUCCUGGCCCUGGGCAUGACCAGCCCAGCCGGAGCCAUGGCUUGCCCCCGUGUGCUCUUCUCCCUGCUCGGCCUGCUCGCCCUGGCGUCGGCCUGCUACAUCCAGAAUUGCCCCUUAGGGGGCAAACGGGCCCUUCCAGAUCGGGACAGCAGGAAGUGCCUGCCCUGUGGCCCUGGGGGUAAAGGGCGCUGCUUCGGGCCCAACAUUUGCUGCGGCGAGGAGCUGGGCUGCUAUGUGGGCACGGCCGAGGCCCUGCGCUGCCAGGAGGAGAACUACCUGCCCUCUCCGUGCCAGGCCGGACACAGGCCCUGCGGCCGCGACGGGGGCACCUGCGCCGCACCGGCCAUCUGCUGCAGCAGUGACGGAUGCAGCGUGGACCCUGUCUGCGAGCAUGAGCCGGAGUUUCCCUAGGCUGGACAUCGGCGGCCGGGGGGCGGGGGACUAAAUUGGAAGAGAAAUAAAGGAGAUUUUAUGUGAUGCA
Messenger RNA from Ornithorhynchus anatinus (platypus), 659 nucleotides. RefSeq names its product oxytocin/neurophysin I prepropeptide (gene OXT). The transcript is spliced from 3 exons. The record is from RefSeq and is a predicted model, not a curated record. Gene Ontology annotation, cellular component: secretory granule; extracellular region. Gene Ontology annotation, molecular function: neurohypophyseal hormone activity. Lineage: Eukaryota; Metazoa; Chordata; Mammalia; Monotremata; Ornithorhynchidae. The coding region runs from base 194 to 589 and encodes 131 amino acids.